Sclerotinia borealis F-4128 is the source of this 1377-nucleotide messenger RNA. The record is from the annotation of a GenBank genome assembly. NCBI's taxonomy places the organism in Eukaryota, Fungi, Ascomycota, Leotiomycetes, Helotiales, Sclerotiniaceae.
AUGAUUGAAACUAAGCAAUUCUCUCUGAGUGAAAUUCAGAAACAUAACACAAAAUCGGAUCUGUGGCUAAUAAUUCAUCAUAAUGUAUACGAUGUAACAAAUUACCUCGAAGACCACCCUGGUGGUGCAGAAUCUUUGCUCGAAGUCGGAGGACAGGACUCGACGGCUUUAUUCGAAGAUGUUGGGCAUUCUGCCGAUGCGCGAGAAACAAUGGAAUCAUUUUUAAUAGGAAGGUUAGAAGGCGCCCCUGACAAGGAAGAUGAAGAUACUGGAUUGCCGAUGCCGAAACCAGACUUGAAAGCCAAAUCCAAAACCCAACACUUUAAUAGUCAAGCUCCAAUCAUUACAGCAGGUAAAGCUGGACUAAAGAUUUUCUCGGUUGGAUCUGCGCUUUUCUUGGGAUACGAAGUUUAUUCGAGAUCGCCGAAGAUUGGGUGGCUUCAAGCACAACAUGGAGGAUUCUGGAAAGGAGUACUUGUUUCGAGUAUUGCUACACUAUCAAUUGCGGUAGGAUUAGGACGUUACCUCGAGAAAGCACUAUCGGUACCCAGCAAAACGCCAUAUUCAUACCCAUCAUACUACAAACCAUCCAUUCACAUUGCCAAGCCAAUCACGAAAUUCAAUGGAUAUUUACAACCGGAAGAAUAUCAAAAAUUGCCUUUAUUUAAAAAAGAGAUUUUAUCAUCGAAUACUCUGCAUUUAAUUUUCAAGCUUCCGAGAGAGGACAUGAUACUUGGUCUUCCAAUUGGACAACACAUUAGUAUUCGAGCAGACAUCGAUGGCAAGUCUGUCAGUAGAUCAUACACGCCUGUUUCCAAUAACUCUGAUCCCGGAGAACUUCGAUUGGUGAUUAAGAUGUAUCCUGAUGGCGAGCUAACCGGCAAAUAUCUUCAGCAUCUCCAAGUUGGAGAUGAGAUUGAGGUACGUGGACCAAAAGGUGCCAUGAGAUAUCGAAAGGAAAUGGUGACGGAGAUAGGAAUGGUUGCCGGAGGAACAGGUAUUACACCGAUGUAUCAGUUGAUCCGAGCAAUUUGCGAAGAUCCAACGGAUAACACAUCAGUUACGCUUCUCUAUGGUAACAAAACUGAGGAGGAUAUCCUUCUCCGUGAACAAUUAGAUGGUUUUGCGGAGCGAUACCCCGAGAACUUCAAGGUACAUUAUGUAUUGUCCGACCCGUCCGAAAAUUGGAAAUCGGGCAAGGGAUAUGUGACCAAAGAGAUGGUUGAAGAAAUAUUCCCGAAGCCAAGUAACGAUAGCAAAGUCUUACUUUGUGGACCACCUGGUUUGGUCAACUCGAUGAAAAUAGGUUUGGUAGAGCUGGGAUGGCAGAAACCGAGAGCUGUGAGCAAGCUGCCGGAUCAGAUCUUUAGUUUUUAG